Messenger RNA from Monoraphidium neglectum, 318 nucleotides. RefSeq lists its product as hypothetical. The coding region runs from base 1 to 318 and encodes 105 amino acids. The transcript has a single exon. The record is from RefSeq and is a predicted model, not a curated record. Lineage: Eukaryota; Viridiplantae; Chlorophyta; Chlorophyceae; Sphaeropleales; Selenastraceae.
AUGGGCUUCAGCGCGCCCGCACGCGUCGACGCGCGCACCGGCGCGCCGCUCGCCGAGGCGGCGACCGCCGAGUCCGCCGAGGUCGCGAGCGGCGCGGCCGCGGAGAAGGGCGCGGCCGCUGAGGACAGCGCGGCCGCUGAGGACAGCGCGGCCGCGGAGAAGGGCGCGGCCGCCGAGAACGACGCGGCCGCGGAGAAGAAAGACGCGGCUGAGGACAAGACAGAGGGUGCUGAUGACAAGGACGCAAAGGAGGAGGACGAUGGGCCGAUCGAGGUGCCCGAGUUUAUCGAGGCCAACACAGACAUUGAGCUCAACUAG